Messenger RNA from Oryza brachyantha (malo sina), 1436 nucleotides. RefSeq names its product 60S ribosomal protein L3. Gene Ontology annotation, biological process: translation; ribosomal large subunit assembly. The transcript is spliced from 6 exons. The coding region runs from base 63 to 1232 and encodes 389 amino acids. Gene Ontology annotation, cellular component: ribosome; cytosolic large ribosomal subunit. Gene Ontology annotation, molecular function: RNA binding; structural constituent of ribosome. Lineage: Eukaryota; Viridiplantae; Streptophyta; Magnoliopsida; Poales; Poaceae. The record is from RefSeq and is a predicted model, not a curated record.
UUCGCCUCUGAACUCAGCUCGCGCCGCCGCCGCCGCCCCUCAGGUAAGGAGGAGGGAGAAGGAUGUCGCACAGGAAGUUCGAGCACCCGAGGCACGGUUCCCUCGGCUUCCUCCCGAGGAAGCGCUCCUCUCGCCACCGCGGCAAGGUGAAGUCCUUCCCCAAGGAUGACCCAUCAACGCCUUGCCACCUUACUGCCUUUGUUGGCUACAAGGCUGGAAUGACGCACAUUGUGCGUGAGGUUGAGAAGCCUGGCUCCAAGCUCCACAAGAAGGAAACCUGCGAGGCUGUUACCAUCAUUGAGACCCCACCUCUUGUCAUUGUUGGACUUGUGGCCUAUGUCAAGACCCCUCGUGGCCUUCGCUCUCUUAACUCUGUCUGGGCCCAGCACCUUAGCGAGGAGGUGCGAAGAAGGUUCUACAAGAACUGGUGCAAGAGCAAGAAGAAGGCUUUCACCAAGUAUGCACUCAAGUAUGACAGUGAUGCUGGCAAGAAAGAAAUCCAGAUGCAACUUGACAAGAUGAAGAAGUACGCCUCCAUUGUUCGUGUUAUUGCCCACACUCAGAUCAGGAAGAUGAAGGGCUUGAAGCAGAAGAAGGCCCACCUUAUGGAGAUCCAGAUCAACGGUGGCACUAUCGCUGACAAGGUGGACUAUGGCUACAAGUUUUUUGAGAAGGAGGUCCCUGUUGAUGCGGUUUUCCAGAAGGACGAGAUGAUUGACAUCAUUGGUGUCACCAAGGGUAAGGGUUACGAAGGUGUUGUCACUCGAUGGGGUGUCACCCGUCUUCCUCGCAAGACCCACAGGGGUCUCCGCAAGGUUGCCUGUAUUGGUGCCUGGCAUCCGGCUAGGGUGUCCUACACUGUUGCCCGUGCUGGUCAGAACGGAUACCACCACCGCACUGAGAUGAACAAGAAGGUUUACAAGAUUGGCAAGGCUGGUCAGGAGUCUCAUGCGGCCUGCACCGAGUUCGACAGGACCGAGAAGGACAUCACCCCUAUCGGCGGCUUCCCGCACUACGGUGUGGUGAAGGGCGACUACCUCAUGAUCAAGGGCUGCUGCGUCGGGCCGAAGAAGAGAGUGGUCACCCUCCGCCAGUCGCUGCUGAAGCAGACCUCGCGGCUGGCCCUGGAGGAGAUCAAGCUCAAGUUCAUCGACACCUCGUCCAAGUUCGGGCAUGGGCGCUUCCAGACCACAGAGGAGAAGCAGAGGUUCUUUGGCAAGCUCAAGGCCUAGGUCAUCAGAAUAUAAACUGCCGCGACGAACCUCACCUGAUAGCUUUCCCAGUUUCUGUUACUCUUGUCCUGAGUUGUGUCAGAUAUUUGAGUACCCAGUUUAUGCUUUGCUACUGCUCUGAAACUGCUGGUGCUGCGGAUGAUGAUCAAACUGUUGAGAUUUAUGAAUUUUGGACUCGAUAGUUCUGUGUUUUGCCCAUGCCUU